Molecule: messenger RNA, 723 nt
Organism: Pieris macdunnoughi
Lineage: Eukaryota; Metazoa; Arthropoda; Insecta; Lepidoptera; Pieridae
Source: the annotation of a GenBank genome assembly
AUGUCGACCCAGGCGUACUACAAGGAGCGUCUCGGCUUCGACCCCCAAGAGGCGGAGGCGAACGGGGGCUACUUCGAUGGACCACAGACGAAGCGUCACCGCGGGGACAAGGAGAGCCACGAUCAGGUUUACGAGGAGAACCUGACGAAAUUCAAAGGUACAACUUGUUGGGGUUUCUUUAUUCAACAGGCAGAUGAGCGAGAUGCGAUCCAGAAGAAAACGUUCACGAAAUGGGUCAACAAACACUUGAAAAAGCACUGGAAGUAUUUAAAGACGUACACACGUCUUCAUGUCUGCGAGAUUGUCAACAAUCAACCCUGUUGUCCGCCUCAACAAGUGAACAGACACGUGAACGAUCUCUUCGAAGACCUGCGGGAUGGACUCAACCUUAUCUCCCUGCUGGAGGUGCUUUCUGGCGAACACCUGCCGCGGGAGAGAGGUCGGAUGCGUUUCCACAUGCUACAGAACGUUCAAAUGGCCCUGGAUUUCCUCCGAUACAAGAAGAUUAAGCUGGUCAACAUCCGAGCUGAGGACAUCGUUGAUGGCAACCCCAAACUUACCCUCGGCUUAAUAUGGACCAUCAUUCUGCAUUUCCAGUUGCGGGGGCUCAAAGGCUACAGAGAUUUCCGAGAAGAUGUUAAGCGGAGGUCUUGGGUUCGAAAUCAGAUGGGCUCGGUAAUUAUGGGUGUGUGUUUGUCCGAAGCUGGGUUAAUGUUUGCUUGA